AUGUCCCGUCCUCAAGUUUCCGUUAUUUCCGCCGCCGGCGAGAAGACCUCCGCUCAGUUGCCUUUGCCAGCUGUGUUCGCCGCCCCAGUUAGAGCCGACAUUGUUCACUCUGUUUUCACCAGAAUCAACAAGAACAAGAGACAGGCUUACGCUGUUUCUGAGAAGGCCGGCCACCAAACCUCUGCUGAGUCCUGGGGUACCGGUCGUGCCGUCGCCAGAAUCCCAAGAGUUGGCGGUGGUGGUACUCACCGUGCCGGUCAGGCCGCUUUCGGUAACAUGUGUAGAGGUGGUCGUAUGUUCGCCCCUACCAAGACCUGGAGAAGAUGGCACGUGAAGGUUAACCAGAACGAAAAGCGUUACGCUACCGCUUCUGCAAUUGCUGCCUCCGCCGUCACCUCUUUGGUUUUGGCCAGAGGUCACAGAGUCGAGCAAGUCGCUGAGUUGCCUUUGGUUGUCUCCAACGACUUCGAGUCUAUCUCCAAGACCAAGGACGCCAUUGCUGCUUUGAAGGCUGUCGGUGCCAACAAGGACAUCAUCAGAGUCAUCAAGUCCAAGAAGAUCAGAGCCGGUAAGGGUAAGUUGAGAAACAGAAGAUUCGUUCAAAGAAAGGGUCCUUUGGUUGUCUACGCCAACGACAACGGUCUCACCACUGCUCUCAGAAAUAUCCCAGGUGUUGACGUUGCCCACGUCUCCCGUUUGGGCUUGUUGCAGUUGGCCCCAGGUGCUCACUUGGGUAGAUUUGUCAUCUGGACCCAGGCUGCUUUCGAGUCCUUGGACUCUGUCUACGGUUCUGAUGCUACCCAGUCUGUCAAGGUUGGUUACACCUUGCCAAGCAACGUUGUCUCUAACACUGACUACAAGUCUUUGAUCAACUCUUCUGAGAUCCAGGCCGUCGUCAGACCAGCCAAGGAGGCUAACACCAAGAGAGCCCACACCUUGAAGAAGAACCCAUUGAAGAACAAGCAGGUCAUGUUGAGAUUGAACCCUUACGCCAAGGUCUUCUCUGAGAAGAAGUUGGGUUCCCAAAAGGUUGAGAAGAAGACGGCCAAGAACACUCAGUUCGCCGCUCUCUUGAAGCAAUAA
Messenger RNA from Metschnikowia bicuspidata var. bicuspidata NRRL YB-4993, 1083 nucleotides. It is a transcript of the gene RPL4B, whose product is annotated as 60S ribosomal protein uL4. The transcript has a single exon. NCBI's taxonomy places the organism in Eukaryota, Fungi, Ascomycota, Pichiomycetes, Serinales, Metschnikowiaceae. The record is from RefSeq and is a predicted model, not a curated record. The coding region runs from base 1 to 1083 and encodes 360 amino acids. Gene Ontology annotation, biological process: translation. Gene Ontology annotation, molecular function: RNA binding; structural constituent of ribosome. Gene Ontology annotation, cellular component: cytosolic large ribosomal subunit; ribosome.